Sporothrix schenckii 1099-18 is the source of this 363-nucleotide messenger RNA. RefSeq lists its product as uncharacterized. NCBI's taxonomy places the organism in Eukaryota, Fungi, Ascomycota, Sordariomycetes, Ophiostomatales, Ophiostomataceae. The record is from RefSeq and is a predicted model, not a curated record. Bases 1 to 363 code for a protein of 120 amino acids. The transcript has a single exon.
AUGGAAGAAGCGGACAGGCUCUGGCAAGGAGCCUUUUCUAAGGGAGCCGGCCAAAAUAAAGCCGAUAAUCUCGACGGGAACACGCAAGCACGAAAGGUACUCUUUGCUUUUGCGGACGAGACGUGUUUGGAGCACAUGGUCGAGGAAAAGUACCCAAGCAAAUUCGACAAGAAAAAUCAGGGGACUCUCAAUGCCCAUGUUUCUUUUCCUUUAUCAUUUCACCAUUAUCAGACUCUUAGUUUCUUGCUCUCUCCUUCCAGAGGGGCCUUUGUUGGCGCAAGGGUGGUGUGGGCGUACGAGGCGUACGAGGCGUACGUUUAUCAUGUCGCCGAGUUCAUUCGAUUUCGACGAGAUGUGGUCUGA